Messenger RNA from Corticium candelabrum, 435 nucleotides. Its product is annotated as double zinc ribbon and ankyrin repeat-containing protein 1-like. Gene Ontology annotation, molecular function: protein binding. Lineage: Eukaryota; Metazoa; Porifera; Homoscleromorpha; Homosclerophorida; Plakinidae. The transcript is spliced from 3 exons. The coding region runs from base 120 to 374 and encodes 84 amino acids. The record is from RefSeq and is a predicted model, not a curated record.
GGAACAUCUAGCACUCCUCACUCAUCUUUGCUCUCGCUCACCUUACGUCGCUGUAUCAACGCUUUCUACAAGCAAAGAAACCACACGUACACAUCGGUCAUCAGUCACGUAAUAGCGAAAUGAGGCGGAGAAUGAGUGAGAGAGACAUCACAACAUUGAAUAGCCAACUAGUGGUUGCUGUAAGGAAUAACAAAGGUGAUGAGGUUGACAGAUUGUUGAGUCAAGGAGCUUCACCGAAUGCUUGUGAUGAAUAUAGAUUGCCUGUACUGGUGGAUGCUUGUUUACAUCGCUCCUAUUCUGUAUGUAAGCUGCUAGUGAAGAGAGGGGCAGAUGUGAACAAAACUACUUCUUUGGUAAGUGUUGAGAGUGAAUGAAUGAAUGAAGAGAAUGAGAUUUAAAUGAUGUGAUGAGAUUUGUGAUAGGAUGGAUAUUACA